AGUAAUUACUGUACCUGUUAAGAAAAUGGCUGAUUUUUAAAAAACUUUAUUAGCGUUGAAAUAAAGCAUAUUGAUAACCUGUGAGACAAAACCCAGGGCAGACUUGGCAGAACCACAAGGGUACUCAAAUGUUGAACCAUAGCAACCGUGAAAGUGGGUUCAGCAACAAGGAAAGCGGUGUGAAUAGUGUUUGAAUGGAAUUCUAUUUAUACAUCUAAUAGUUCCGUUCAUCAUUAUCAUGGAUGAUCCCACUAAUGAUGUUCAGAAAGAGCUGGAGUCGGUGGAGGCAGAGCUUGAGUUGGUGGAGCUACAGAUCGCGGAGCUUCGUGAGAAGAAAUCCGAGUUGACUUCCCGUAAGAAUGUGCUGCUGUGCAAACUGGAAGAUGCCUGUGAAUCUGCGUCUGCGUCAUCUUCAUCAAGCCAGUCUUCCAAAGCUGGUUCAGUCAUGAACAAGGAGGAAAUGGAGCAAUAUGAUUGCACAGAUUUUGCGUGGUCUCCGGAUGUGACUCGGCAGCUAACAGAGUCGUUCCAGCUGUCCAAAUUCAGACCCCUGCAGCUGAGGGCCAUCAACCUGACAAUGGCAGGGAAAGAUCUGUUUCUUGUGAUGCCCACUGGCAGAGGAAAAAGCCUCUGCUAUCAGCUCCCGGCUAUUUGUUCUGACGGUUUUACAUUGGUCGUCACCCCUCUGGUGUCACUAAUGGAGGAUCAGAUCAUGUACCUGGAGUCCAUUGGGGUGUCAGCAGUAAUGCUGAAUGCUUCCAGUGGCAAGGAACACUCUAAGGCAGUAAUGGCUGGUAUGAUUGACAAGAAGGCCCCAUUUAAGAUGAUUUAUGUGACUCCGGAGAAGAUUGCCAAGAGCAAGAUGUUUAUGUCUCGUUUGGAGAAAGCCAACAAUGCCUCUCUGCUGAGUCGCAUCGCUGUGGACGAGGUACACUGCUGCAGCCAGUGGGGACAUGACUUCAGACCAGAUUACAAACUUUUAGGCAUCCUGAAGAGGCAGUUCCCCAAGGUACCACUGAUUGGGCUCACAGCCACAGCGACUAGCAGCAUCCUCAAAGACUGCGGCAAGAUUCUGUGUGUAACAAAGCCAAUCACACUCACGGCCUCCUUCAACCGAAGCAAUCUCUACUAUGAGGUUCGUGUUAAAUCUUCUGACAGCACAUUAAUAAAUGACAUUGCCUCACUGAUUAAGAACCGAUACAAGGACCAGUCAGGCAUCAUAUACGUGUUCUCUCAGAAGGAUGCAGACUCCGUGUCUGCUGAACUCCGACAAAGGAAUAUCUCGGCCUAUCCCUACCAUGCAAAUAUGGAACCUGAUGAUAAGUCUCGUACUCAUCACAAAUGGACCUCUGGCAAAAUCCAGGUGGUGGUCGCCACGGUGGCAUUUGGCAUGGGCAUUGACAAGCCCGAUGUCAGGUUCGUCAUCCAUCACACCAUCAGCAAGUCAAUCGAGAAUUACUAUCAGGAGAGUGGGCGUGCAGGUCGAGAUGAUCGACCAGCAGACUGCAUUGUCUACUUUGGUUUUGCUGAUAUCUUCCGCAUCAGCACCAUGGUGGUGAUGGAAAAUGUGGGUCAACAGAAGCUGAUGCAGAUGGUGUCUUACUGCCAGAGCGUGGACAGGUGUCGCCGCUCCGUCAUGGCUGUUCAUUUUGACGAGGUGUGGGAUGACGUAGGAUGCAACAGCAUGUGUGAUGCUUGCCGCAGUGGAAAAGACUUCCUUACCGUGGAUAUUACCCAACAUGCCAAGGAAGUGGUGCAGAUUUUGGAGCUGGCAGCAUCCAUGCAGGAGAAGCUGACGCCUCUAAAGUUGGUGGAGGCCUGGAUGGGGAAGGGCCCCGCCAAGCGCAGGAAGUUAAUCGAGACCACCACUCUGUCUCGGUUACAGGUUGAGGAUGUGGUCAUCCACCUGCUGCUCCACGAAUACCUCAGGGAGGACUUCAGUUUUACUCCAUACACGACUCACUUCUACUUAAAACUGGGCCGCAAAGCGCCCCUGCUGAAGAGCCCCACUCACACGCUGAGCAUGAAGAUGCGUGCAACAUAUGCACACCAUUCAGGGGAUGCUUCACCUUCAAGUAAGGAGAAUAUCGAUAUGGUCACUGACUCCAUUGCCCCUUCAAAGCAGAAACCAAAAGCCCACAAGGACCCAUCCAGGCAAACUGAAGACAAGGGGACACACGUUAUGGCCCAACAUGUCUUUCAGGUGGACGUUGAAAUGAACGUACCAAAAUGCAAAUCCACCCCCCCUCAAAGAGCGACAAGGAAACCCCACGCUGACGGAACUUAUGUGGUGUCUUCACCCACGGCAUCCAGCUCCCCAUCCCGGGCGUCCGUUAUUUCCAAUACUGCAGCGGAGGAGUUGUGUGACUUGAGGAAGUACUACAGCAAACAGCUUCGGAGGAUAAACUACAUCUCCCAUGAAUACCUGGGCCAGCCCGCUGAGGCGGGGGUGCUGGCUUGUAUCCGGGAACCGUUCAAGUCCCUGCGACUGCCACGGAGGAGGACCAUCACGCAGACAGCCCGAAGUCUUUGGACACGUGUCAGUGGUCGCAGAAGGCUGGUACACAGGUGAUCUAAUCACAGUUUUUUCUGCUGCAGUUUUAUUGGAAAACAUACAAAAAAAAGAAAAAAAGUCUAAUAAAUUGACUGGGCACUAA
This is a messenger RNA of Doryrhamphus excisus (bluestripe pipefish), 2657 nucleotides long. It is a transcript of the gene recql, whose product is annotated as RecQ helicase-like. Gene Ontology annotation, biological process: double-strand break repair via homologous recombination. The record is from RefSeq and is a predicted model, not a curated record. Gene Ontology annotation, molecular function: four-way junction helicase activity; ATP binding; nucleic acid binding. Lineage: Eukaryota; Metazoa; Chordata; Actinopteri; Syngnathiformes; Syngnathidae. Gene Ontology annotation, cellular component: cytoplasm; chromosome.